Messenger RNA from Cinclus cinclus, 829 nucleotides. It is a transcript of the gene NMNAT3, whose product is annotated as nicotinamide nucleotide adenylyltransferase 3. The transcript has 4 exons. NCBI's taxonomy places the organism in Eukaryota, Metazoa, Chordata, Aves, Passeriformes, Cinclidae. The coding region runs from base 29 to 829 and encodes 266 amino acids. Gene Ontology annotation, molecular function: nicotinate-nucleotide adenylyltransferase activity; nicotinamide-nucleotide adenylyltransferase activity. Gene Ontology annotation, biological process: NAD+ biosynthetic process. The record is from RefSeq and is a predicted model, not a curated record. Gene Ontology annotation, cellular component: mitochondrion.
GGAGGAGGUGUAAUAUUUUGCUGUCAGGAUGAGGAGCAGGAUCCCCGUCAUCCUCCUGGCCUGUGGCUCCUUUAACCCCACCACCAACAUGCACAUGCGUUUGUUUGAGCUGGCCAGAGACCACCUGCACCAGACAGGAAGAUAUCAGGUGAUUGAAGGCAUAAUGUCUCCUGUCAGUGAUAACUAUGGGAAGAAAGGCUUGGUGUCAGCAAGGCACCGGGUGGCAAUGGCCAAACUGGCCCUGGAGACUUCAGACUGGAUCCGGGUGGAUCCCUGGGAGAGCGAGCAGGACACGUGGACCGAGACAGUGAAAGUACUAAGGCACCAUCAUAAUGAAGCGCUCAGAGCGUUCCAGUCCAAGGAGUUGCUGAGGAGCAAGCAUCCCACAGAAAGCUCUACAGAGGAUUCCCUUUCUUGCCAGCAACCAGUUCUACCAGAAUUAAAGCUGGUCUGUGGGGCUGAUUUUCUACAGACAUUUAAGACACCCAAUCUCUGGAAGGAAGAAGACAUCAAAGAAAUAGUGGAAAAGUUUGGUUUGGUCUGCAUUAGCCGGGCUGGCUCUGAUCCAUCUCAGUUCAUCCAGGAAUCAGACCUUUUAUCUACAUUUCAGCACAAUAUUUUUCUAGUGAGAGAGUGGAUCCAGAAUGAAAUCAGUGCGACCCAGAUCCGCUGUGCCCUGUGCAGAGGGCUGAGUGUGAAAUAUCUCAUCCCAGACUCUGUCAUUGCCUACAUUGCACAGCACAACAUCUACACAGCAGAGAGCGAGCGCAGGAAUGAGGGGAGCCUGCUGCAGCCUCUCAGGCUGCAAAGCACAACAACAAACCUCUGA